UCUCCUUCUUGUGGGGUGAGAGGAUCCUGGGUGUCAGGCUUCCUUGGGGGUCAGGAUUGGGGGUUGGAAUCAGGAUGCCCUGGAAGACCAAAUGCCUCUAAGCCUUCCAGCCCCCUGAGGGGUUAUGGUUCUCUGAAAUGUCAAGUCAAACUUGCAGUGUCUCAGUGUCUUUGGGGAGCAGGGGUAAUGGGUCAGAGUUUCUUUGUAAUAUCAGAGUACCCUGGGGGCAAUUAGGCUGUACUAGAUAGCUGGUCAGUUUCCUUGUAGAGUUAGGGUAUCUUGAGGCUGCAGGAUGUACUAGAAUUCAGCACUUGCUUGUAGGUUCAAGUUGAAUACAUGUUACUGGGUCUUGGGAGAUCAGAAUGUCAUGGGGGCUUGGGUUGCUCCAGGAGGUCAUGGUAUAUGCUGGGGUAGAGGGAGAAAGGUUGGUGUCUUCCAUUAGUGCUUCUCAACUUUAAUGCUCUUAUGGAUCAAAAGUUUGUGUGUCUCCUGCACCUCCAUUCAUGUGUUGAAGCCCUAAUCCCAAUGUGAUGUCAUUUGGAAGUGGGGCCUUUGGGAGGCAAUUAGGGUUAGAUGAGAUCUUGAGGGCAAGGGCCACAUGAUGGGAUUAGUAUCUAUACAAGAAGAGGAAGAGAGACCAAAGGUGGUUUUAUUUCUGCCAUGUGAAGACAAAGAAGACAGCUGUCUACAUCCCAGGAAUAGAACUUUCACCAGGAACUGAAUCAGCUGACACCUUGACCUUGGCUUUUGCAGCUUCCAGACCUUGAGAAGUGUCUACUGUUUAAGCCACCCAUCCUUUGGUAUUUUGUUAUGGCAGCCUGAGCUGGUGAAAAUAAAUGGAUACCCGUUUAUUCUGGGGAUCUUGUUACAAUGCAGAUUCUGGUUCAGUAGGACUAAGGUGGACUCCAAGAUUCUGCAUUUCUAAGAAGCUUUCAUGUGCUGCUGAUGCUGCUGAUUGUGGACCAUACUCCAUGGAAGCAGAAGGGAGGAGUGAGCAGGGUAAGCAGAAGAAGGGGCGACUUUGCAGCAGCCUCUGGCCCGAGGGCUACCCCGCCACUGGGACUCUGACCUCCACGGUGGACAUGAGCCCUCGGCCCUACAGGAACCUCUCUGGUGUAGGAGUGCGGAGACCACGGCUUUCCCCACAAGGUGCACAGAGGGGUCGCCCGCACUCCAGGCGCCGCCACCGAACCACCUUCAGCCCAGCGCAGCUGGAACAGCUGGAGGCAGCCUUUGGGAGGAAUCAGUACCCUGACAUUUGGGCCCGAGAGGGCCUCGCCCGGGACACAGGCCUCAGUGAGGCGAGAAUCCAGGUCUGGUUCCAGAACCGCAGAGCUAAGCAGAGGAAGCAAGAGCGGUCACUGCUCCAGCCACUGGCCCAGCUGUCUCCUGCCACCUUCUCUGGUUUCUUGCCCGAGUCCCCUGCCUGCCCCUACUCCUACCCAACACCACCUGCACCCAUGACCUGCUUCCCUCACCCCUACAACCAUGCCCUUCCCUCUCAGCCCUCCACAGGCAGUUCCUUUGCUCGGCCCCACCAGUCUGAAGACUGGUACCCCGCCUUGCACCCAACUCCCACUGGUCAUCUGCCUUGCCCCCCACCCCCAGCUAUGCUUCCCCUUAGCCUUGAGCCACCAAAGUCCUGGAACUGAGGUUGAACAGGAGCUGAUAAGGUAAUCUCCCAGCCUGUGGCCCUGGUGAAACUCAGGGAAAGCUGGGUGGCUUCCCUUCCUUCUAAGGAUCAAGUAGAAAUUUGGUGAUGGGCAGCUCAGAGAUAGGAAUUUAAAAAUGGGAGAUCUGAAGAAGGCAUCCUGAGGUGAUUAGUUGAGGGAAUGUGGGGAGGUGAGUCUAUUAGAAGAUACAGAUAAAAUGCUCAGUGGAGGUAACCAGGUAGAAGGGUGGUAUUGACGAUGGAAGCAAUUGUUGCCACUGGUGAAUGGAAAUUAGUGAACGUGAUACAACUUUCGGGGCUUCAUUAAUUGACAUCACAAUUGAAGAUCUGCACCCAGCAGUUUCCAACUGAUUUCAAUACGGCUUUUGAUUUAAAGUCUACCUGCUCUUCUUUCCCCCAUCACCCACUCCCACCACCCAAAUCAGUCAUUAACUUUUGUUCAUUAAUGUUCUAGAAAGAUCUCUUGAAUUUCAUCUUUCCUGGCCCCAUAUCUUCUAACUAAUCCUCCUCAAUAACUCCCUUAGCUCCAGCCUUUCCCAUUGCCACCAGACCUUGCAAAUCUGAUCAUCACAGAUCCGCUCUCCAAUGUCUUAUAAAAAAAAAAAUAAGAUCUGAGUCUCCAACGUUACCUUCAACCUGACUCUUAAAAUCAACCACAUGUCAGGGCGCCCGAGUGGCUUGGUCGGUUAAGCAUCCCACUUCGGCUCAGGUCGCGAUCGCAUGGUUGGUGGCCUCAAGCCCUG
Acinonyx jubatus (cheetah) is the source of this 2415-nucleotide messenger RNA. It is a transcript of the gene PROP1, whose product is annotated as PROP paired-like homeobox 1. Gene Ontology annotation, cellular component: transcription regulator complex. Gene Ontology annotation, biological process: pituitary gland development; regulation of transcription by RNA polymerase II. Gene Ontology annotation, molecular function: DNA-binding transcription factor activity, RNA polymerase II-specific; RNA polymerase II cis-regulatory region sequence-specific DNA binding. The coding region runs from base 837 to 1652 and encodes 271 amino acids. The record is from RefSeq and is a predicted model, not a curated record. The transcript is spliced from 4 exons. Lineage: Eukaryota; Metazoa; Chordata; Mammalia; Carnivora; Felidae.